Sesamum indicum (sesame) is the source of this 3097-nucleotide messenger RNA. RefSeq names its product COBRA-like protein 10. Gene Ontology annotation, biological process: cellulose microfibril organization. The record is from RefSeq and is a predicted model, not a curated record. NCBI's taxonomy places the organism in Eukaryota, Viridiplantae, Streptophyta, Magnoliopsida, Lamiales, Pedaliaceae. Gene Ontology annotation, cellular component: membrane.
UUUUGCCAAAUGUAUAUGUUGAUUUAGUUGAUCAUGUAAAAUCUUUUUUGUUAAAAAACUAUAUGUUCAAGGUACGUCAGUUUACAUGUAAUCGAUGGCUAAUUUAUAAGUAUAGCUUAAAAAUGAUUUGUGUUUGAAGGUAUAUCUUGACCAAUCUGAAAUUCGUGUAACUUUUAAAUACAAAAGGAAUAAAAAUAAUAAGAAAGAAGAAAUAAACUCAUCUUUAAAAAUUAGGGCUCUAGAGAAUUCCUAGUAGAGCCCCGCCCAGCUGACAUUCGAAACAAUCUGCCCCUUUUACGGAAAUCAAACUGAAACCCUGGACCUGGAGCAACUCUUUCUUCUUCCGCCGUUCCCUGUCAGAGUCUGAUGGUAGUCCAACGGGAAGUCCACAGUCUACCAUUUCAACAUCGACCGAAAUUUUACUUACCUUCCUAAUAAAAUGAAAGAAAAAUCACAACACAUGCUAUCAAUAGAUUAUUUUAGCUAAUUGUACAUGAGGACUGUAUAUAGGCAGUGAAUUAUAACUGUAUAUAUAAAAUUCACUUGCUUUAUAAUCGGCAUUGCAAGUCCAAUCUGAUCAAACUGAAGUCUAAACUUCAACUCCCGAAAUUGUCUCCCCACCUCCCAAUAAUCACCAAACAACUAGAGGAAGAGGAUGUUGUUUGAAUUUGAGUCCUACGAAUUUCUGUGUCUCUUACAGACCCUUUCCAACCUUAGCCUAAAAUGGUUUCCUUCUCACAUUGUUACUUUAUCAAUCACCUCAUGCACCGCCUGCUCUUAACGGGGCAUUCCCGGUGACCUCCAAAACAACCAUAGCCGGCACUUCGCCGAGCCUUCUUGCUUGUUACCAUAAUAGGCUGACAGGCCGGUAAUCAAAGCCAAGAAAAUAAACAUUUCUAUUCACGUUGUUGAUAGAAAUGUCAGCAAGGCGAUCGGGAAUGAGAAUUCCCUGGAUUGCUCUUGUCCUGUUUUCUUGCAGCUUUCAGAUAUGUAUAGCUCAAGACUAUGUUGAUUCUUCCAAGACCCUGGAGACACCGCCCCCUGAAAUAGAGCGUUGCAAUGGAAUCUUUGCAUCGUAUGUUUUCCAGGGGAGAGAAAAAGAGUACCCAUUUGUUAAAAACGUGUCAGCUCAGGCGUGGUCGUUCAAGGCAAUAGCCACGGUUCUGAACACGGGGUCGCAAGAGCUGAAAUCCUGGAAGUUAUUCAUAGGGUUUCAGCAUCGUGAGCUAUUGGUUUCGGCAGAAGGGGCUGUGGUUGUUGAUGGGGAUGAGUUUCCCAUCCGGGUCGGGAAUAACGGGACGGUCUUGGCAGGGUAUCCUCAGGCUGAUCUGAAAACUGCAAUCGACACGGCUGCUGAUUUUACUCAGAUGCAAGUUCAGAUAAACCUGAAAGGAUCACAGUUCGGGGUCAGUGCCAAACAGACCCCCAUGCCUAAGACGAUCAAGAUUGCCAAUGCUGGCUAUAAAUGUCCAACAAUCACACGUAAAGGUGGUUACAUGCAUACCUGCUGCAAAAAGGAUCCAAAACACAAAGAAAAGAUAAUUAAGACAAAGUUCUACCCUCGCCAAUAUGGUGAUCUUCAUUUAACAUAUGAUGUUCUCCAAGCCUUCGAGAACAAGUAUUUCGCCCAGGUCACUAUUGACAACAACCACCCGCUUGGUCGUCUCGAUCGAUGGAACUUAACUUGGGAGUGGAUGAGGAACGAGUUCAUUAACAACAUGAGAGGCGCCUACACUCACAAAAAGGACCCUUCUGAAUGUAUUUAUGGUCCACAAGGCCAAUACUACAGAGAUUUUGAUUUCUCUACUGUAAUGAGCUGCCAGAAGAAGCCGAUCAUCGCUGACCUACCUCCUGAGAAAGAAAUGGACGACAAGAUCGGAAGGUUGCCUUAUUGCUGCAAGAACGGAAUUUUGUUGCCAAAAACAAUGAACGAGACGAAAUCAAGGGCUAUUUUCCAAUUAGAAGUAUUCAAGCUUCCACCUGAUAUGAAUAGGACAGCACUUAACCCGCCCCAGAAUUGGAAGAUUGUAGGCAGGCUCAACCCGACCUACAAAUGUGGUCCUCCUGUUCGAGUUGAUCCAACAGAGUUUCCCGAUCCCAGUGGAGUCGAUGCAACAAUAUCAGCAAUUGCAAGCUGGCAAGUCACUUGCAACAUGACUAGUCCCAAGCCCCAGCAAGCUAAAUGUUGCGUUUCCUACUCGGCUUACUAUGCUGAUGGAGUUGUUCCUUGCAACACUUGCGCCUGUGGCUGUGAGAACCAGGAGCGUUGCGACAAGAAUGCAUCUCCAUUGCUUCUUCCUUCCGAUGCUCUUCUUGUUCCAUUUGCCAACAGAUCACAGAAAGCACUAGCUUUCGCCAGGCUUAAGCACAAUACUAUACCCAAGAAACUGCCCUGUCCAGACAAUUGUGGGGUGAGCAUCAACUGGCACAUUGAUUCCGACUACAAGAACGGAUGGACCGCAAGAAUGACUCUCUUCAACUGGGAGGAAUUAGCCUUUCCUGAUUGGUUCACUGCCAUUCAGCUGAAGAAGGCCUACGGCGGAUAUUCAAAAGUGCACUCUUUCAAUGCCACAAAGAUGACCAACGUCAAAAACACUAUCUUCAUGAAAGGGCUGCCUGGCUUAAACUACCUGGUGGGAGAGGUAAACGGGACUCACCCUGAAAGGGACCCCAGAAUACCUGGAAAGCAGCAAACAGUGAUAUCAUUUACUAAGAAAGGUGCCCCUGAUAUAGACGUGCUACGGGGCGAUGGAUUCCCUUCAAAAGUGUUCUUCAAUGGGGAGGAAUGCGCUCUCCCAAAACAAUUACCUAAAAGAAGUGAUGCCCAUCGACCUGCUGCUGUUGGUCGGCUUCCACAAGUUUUGCUCUCUCUUCUCACUGUUCUGCUCUUGAUGGUUGGCCUAAACUAAGCCAACUUCCAGGAUUUUGGUUGUCCUCUCCCCCUUACAAGCUUUUGUGAAACUUAUAAAUCUCUGUCAGAAUUCAGUGGAAAUUAUGUUGUACUUACCAAUCUUGUAACCGUUCUGGUUGUGAUUGAGAGGAGGUGCAUGCCCAUCAACAAAAAUUCUUAUGAUAAGUGAUUGUUCAUUUUCUUUAA